CUUUUAUCUUUCUUCUCUCCUUGUCUUUCUCUUUCUCCUUCAAAUUUCUUUGUUACUUCAAUCUCUGAGAAUUGUAUGACUCUCUAGUACUACUUGUACUUUCCUUCAUCCCUCUAGUCAGCAAGACACAAGCAUACACCUUCAUUUCAACACUAGGAAAUCAAGUCAAUCCUUAAAAUGGAGAACACGAUGUCUCUUCUCCAGAACGCUUUCAACUCAUUUCUGUUUAACAUACCCCCCAAAGAGUUGGAGGACCUGCUCAAGCACCUACAGAACGCGAGAGCUCAGGAGCAGAGGCAGCCCCCGCCCAGGAAUGAGAACCCCACUAAUCGUAUCAAUCCAAGCUCAGACACUGUUCGUGGCCCUGCAGUUCGCUCCACUUUCAAUUCCCGGUCUACAGCUUCUCGGGGAAGACGAAUUCAGGAUGGAAAGAGAAGGCCACUGAACAGUUUCAUUGCUUUCAGAAGUUUUUACUCUGUGAUUUUCCCCGACCUUACUCAGAAAGCCAAAUCAGGAAUCCUUCGUUUCCUCUGGCAGAAUGAUCCAUUCAAAGCCAAGUGGACAAUCCUCGCCAAAGCCUACUCUAUCAUCCGUGAUGACCACGACACCGAGGUGGCUCUGGAGUCUUUUCUGAACUUGAAUGCCAAUGUAAUAGGUGUACCAGAACCAAGUCGCUACCUGGAUGCAAUGGGCUGGCAACUGAACGCCGAAGGCCCUCAACAGUACACAAUGGCUCGAAUCAGAAUCACAACUCCGACAGAAGCCGAGCUUUCCACUAAUUAUUCGGUCAGUGACAUUAUCAAUCACUGUUAUGCGGCUGGGUACGUCUCCGAGAGCACACGUAAAAACGCCAGGACUCAGGAUUUCAAUGCCCCCGUUAUGGCCUUUGCUGCUCAGCCUACUUCGGUUGUUCAAAGAAACAACAGCAUCCAAAUUUCCGGCAACCACACUCGUGUUAAAGAUGACCUCAAUGGACGUCCGCCGAUGGAGAUUACAACCCCUGACUCAACACAAGGUACGGAUUCCCCGAAUCUGAGUGACAUGAGUCCGUUGCUCGAUGAGGCUUCGUUCGAAGUGACCAAUGUACCCGCCAUGUAUGACACCCCACAGUCUCAAGAACCGCCUGUUGAAAACGUUCUGGAUCUUGAAAAUAUGGAACUUCCAAACUGGUACAACCCAGCUGCUCUUAUGCCUUACAACGAAGCCCGGUUGAUGCAGGAAACGCUCGAAACUUUCGACUUUAACCCUUUUCUGGACAUCUAA
Messenger RNA from Aspergillus ochraceoroseus IBT 24754, 1263 nucleotides. RefSeq lists its product as uncharacterized. Gene Ontology annotation, cellular component: nucleus. NCBI's taxonomy places the organism in Eukaryota, Fungi, Ascomycota, Eurotiomycetes, Eurotiales, Aspergillaceae. Bases 178 to 1263 code for a protein of 361 amino acids. The transcript is spliced from 2 exons. Gene Ontology annotation, molecular function: DNA binding, bending. The record is from RefSeq and is a predicted model, not a curated record. Gene Ontology annotation, biological process: positive regulation of mating-type specific transcription, DNA-templated.